Messenger RNA from Drosophila obscura, 426 nucleotides. RefSeq lists its product as uncharacterized. The transcript has 2 exons. Lineage: Eukaryota; Metazoa; Arthropoda; Insecta; Diptera; Drosophilidae. The record is from RefSeq and is a predicted model, not a curated record. Bases 61 to 426 code for a protein of 121 amino acids.
UUCGCUUGAGGGUUUCGCACUUUAACUUCCUUUUUCCACUGCUCUGAGUAACAAAGUAAAAUGGUGGACUCUCAGUAUAGCGCAGACGCAACGAUGCCUUCCACGUUGUACAUGACUGAAAAAGAAACGUACACAUUCUUCGUAAUGAAGCCGGUCCGCAUCUCGAGCGUUAUGCUCGAGCAGGGAACGUCUGCUAAGCUCUGGCUGAAGACCAACAGCGAGGAGAAAGUUGUGGCCGAUUUGUGGGAGCCUUUUCCAGCAUUGCCUCAGAACCUGUACAUCAACUUCACCGAGCAGCUAUAUUUGGAGUCCAAUGGGCCUGUGCUUGUGGCAUUGGUGGGAUGCUUUCCGGAGUUCGACCAGAGUCCGCAGCGGCCUUCGUAUGAAGGCGUCCCGAAGGGGGAGAGUGUCGUUAGGCUGGCCUAG